Stegodyphus dumicola is the source of this 14385-nucleotide messenger RNA. RefSeq names its product PH and SEC7 domain-containing protein 3-like. The record is from RefSeq and is a predicted model, not a curated record. Lineage: Eukaryota; Metazoa; Arthropoda; Arachnida; Araneae; Eresidae. Gene Ontology annotation, biological process: regulation of ARF protein signal transduction. Gene Ontology annotation, molecular function: protein binding; guanyl-nucleotide exchange factor activity; phospholipid binding.
GUUUUUAAUGUUAUCUACUCAGUCAUUCCUCACUCCACGACAAGCGGUUGCAGUUACGAUGCUUCUUACGAGUGAUAGAUUUACUUCUUUUUUAUUUGUAUUUGUCUUUUUAAAUAGAACGAAUAUUAUUUUCGGAUGUAGCUAGUUUCGGUUGUGACUAUCCUCGUUAUCGCUUAUGGUCAAUAAUCGAAUGCAAAAAAAAGCUGUUAAAAAUUUAGAAAGAUGAAUUCGAUGAGAGGUGCACGAAGUUCCGCUGUCUUCUGAGCAUUACGUAAUCGUUCAGCAUCCAUGCGAAAUUUCUGACAUUUAGCUGGGAAAACUGUUAGAAGCCGGUGAUGUUAUUUUGGAAGUCAAUGAUAAAAAAGUCGUCUCUUUGACAACAAAAGAAGUGCUCAAGUGCCUGAGGUUAUCCAAUGAUGUAGUGACACUGAAGGUGAAGAAAGACGCCUCAAUCAAAGAGCGGGUUCACAAUCACAUGGCGGCAUCGAGUGAACUGGAAGCAUUGAGAAGAUCCUAUGUCAAAGAAAAUUCUAAUUCUUCCAGCAACGGUCACAUAGAUGCACAACACAAGCUCAAUUCCUGUGAAAAGUUUGAAUCAAAUGGUGAUACGAGAGAAAAUGGUGAGAACAUUCCCCCAUCCCCCACACAGCCCACAAAGUCUCAUGUGAGACAACCGCCUCAGCCAAAAUUUGAAACUUUUAUGAUGACAGGUGAUCUCAUCAUUAAAACUAAAAGCAGUAAUGCAGGACUUAUUUUACCAAAAAAUAAUAUCAAGCAACCUGAAGGACUUAUACAAUAUGCACAAGAAACCAUUUGUUCAAAUCAUGAAAAUGUUGAAAGUGAUUUAAAUAAUAGAGGAAAGACAACAAAAAGAGAAGCUUCUGACUCUCACAGUCCUGUUGUAGAAAAAAAAGGUAGUUUUAGUUACGGUGGAAAUUUUGUUCGGACUUCUCGAAGUGAAGAUUUCCUUCAAAAAUCCUCAGUAGCUACUGUGAACAUUGAUAUUGAGGAUGACAUAGCCACAUCACUCAAUAAUUUAUUAGACGCAAAUAAAGAAAAUACUUCAUCUGAUCGUAUUGUUUGGACUUACAAUGCUCCUGUAAGUGCAACUGGCUCUAAGUCUGUUACUAGUCCAUCCCCAAACAGUGACAGCUCAGAAAAUUUACCAAGACAUGAAAUAAGAGAUGAAAGGACUGGGCAGUUCAUACAGAUUUCUGGUAUGAACACUGUAGAGCAGAACUUUAAUGCUAAUGGUGAAAAACUAGUCAAUGAUAAUAUAAAGAACAUGAUUGCUACAUCAAAUCGACAGCGGUAUGCUCCGCGUAGCAUUCAGCCAAAGCAAGAUGGUAUUACCAAUAUCAUGAUUGAUGAAAACAAAAUUUAUGUGAAAGUGCUGCCUGAUCAGACUAAAUCAAAUGAACAUGCCAUAUCUUUGUCAACAAAUAAUAAAGGACAUCUUAAUUCCACAAGCAAUUCACCAAAAAAUUUGAAACAUUCAGAAAAUGUUGAAGAGUCUCGUAAUGAUGAGAACUCUAACACCGGUGAUGAACAUAAACGUUCUUACUCACCGGAAGAUGAGUCAGAUGUAGAAAGUCUAAGCAGUUUUCAUUAUAGUCCUAAAGCUAUUGAUAUGCCUUCAGCUUCCAGGCUUGCAAAACGUCUCUUUCACCUAGAAGGUUUUAAAAAAUCAGAUGUGUCUAGGCAUCUUUGUAAAAAUAAUGAUUUUAGUAGAGUGGUAGCGGAAGAGUACUUGAAAUUCUUUGAUUUCCACGGAGAGACAUUGGAUGUUGCUUUACGGAAGUUCUUAAAGCAGUUUUGCCUUAUUGGAGAAACACAGGAAAGAGAACGUGUUUUAGUUCAUUUUUCAAAACGAUAUCUUGAUUGCAACCCUGGAGCUUUUAAGUCACAAGAUGCUGUUCACACUCUUACUUGUGCCCUAAUGCUCCUAAAUACUGACUUGCAUGGAGAAAAUGUCGGAAGGCGAAUGACAUGUGCUGAGUUUAUUGAGAAUUUAGCAGAAUUAAAUGAAGGAGAAAAUUUCUCUAAAGAAGUUCUGAAAGCACUGUAUCAUUCCAUUAAAACAGCUGCUUUAGAGUGGGCAGUGGAUGAUGAAGAAGAAGUAUUAACAACUGAUGACCAUACACCUAAUACAGAUCAAAGACAAAGUUUUAUUGGGCAUAACCCAUUUCUUGAGGUGCCAAAUCCUAACUUUGCCACUGAAUACAAAAAGGGCUAUGUAAUGAGGAAGUGCUGUGUUGAUCCAAAUGGAAAGAAAACUCCGAUUGGAAAGCGUGGCUGGAAAAUGUUUUAUGCCGAUUUGCGAGAUUUGGUUUUAUAUCUUCACAAAGAUGAAAAUGGAUUUAGAAAGAACCAGUUGUAUGAUAGUCUUCAUAAUUCUAUUCGCAUUCAUCAUGCAUUAGCAACCAGAGCCACUGACUAUACUAAAAAACAGCAUGUGUUCCGACUCCAGACUGCAGAUCAAGCUGUAUAUCUCUUUCAAACAAGGUACCAUAAGGAUUCUAACCAAGAUGAUUCAAAGGAGCUGCAAAGUUGGAUUGAUACCAUAAAUUAUGUUGCUGCAUGCCUUUCCGCCCCUUCCCUUUCAGGAGCAGUGGGUUCUUCACAAAAGAAAUUUCAGAGGCCAUUGUUACCUGUUGCGCCUACAAAGUUGAAUUUUCGUGAGCAGCUAUUAGAACUAGAAAGCAAAGUCAUGAAAUUAGAGAAAGAGAUAGAAGAACAUUUAUCACAUCCUCCUGACCGAAGUGCCAAAUCUAGAUUUGUUAACGAGUAUGUGGAGAAAGAGCAGUUCUUGCAGUAUGAGCUGAAACGCUACAGGACAUAUAUUUAUCUCCUUCGAUCUAAAAUUGCACAAUUUCCAGAGUUAGAACCACCUUUAGUGGAGACAUCUAUUGGUGAAGUUGAUGAGUUAUUGGAAAAAAAUGAUCAACCUCAGAUAACUUCUAUUGCACCAUCCUCAGACAUUUCUGGCUCAGUGAAACGAAGUCUUUCGGAUCGUUUCAGUUAUAGGGCAGCGAUUUAUAAAACUGGUGCUUCGGAUGAUGGUGUCUAAUAACCAAAGAUGUCUCUUCUUCCAUGAUUAAGUGGUGCUUAUAGCCAAACUCUCAGGCCCAAAACUUUUUUUCUCAAACCGUCUAAACUAAGAUGUUUAGCAAUCAAAAAUGAUGCUGAAUUAACUUACAGAAAUUCACAGAAUUGUGUAAUAUGCCACUAUACAUAGAUUCCUUUUCAAUAUUGGAUAUGCUCUAAGUUAGGAUAUUCAACAAGAACUAUUCUGUGCAUUUUAUACAUCAGAAACAAUUUAAAUAUGCCAUGUUAUAUUUAUUUUAUAGAGAAGAAUGUAUAUUUAUACCACAUAAUGUGGAAGCUUUGUGUCUUUUUUUAAUGCUUCAGUGUUUACCAAUGGCAGAGCUGCAUAUGCUUUCAAUAGAAAACCUUUUUAAAAUUUUUGUCCUAACUGCAAAGUUAUACCUUCCUAUCUUUUUCUUUAACAGAGCGGUUUAAGUAUGGAAUAUAAUUGAUGCAUUGAAGUUAUAGCAUAUUGUGCUUUUUAGUAUAUCUGUGCUUUUAGUGAUCUUGAGUUCUGUUUUUAGCUUUUCAUAAAAGUAAUUUUUUAAAUGCAUUAUUACUCUCUCUGGUAUCCACAGGAGAAUUUUUCUGAAUGUGUUUCUGUUUUUGUUUGUUUGUUUCUUUUUUAAUUUAAGAUAUAGGAAUAUGACCAAGUUUAACAGAAGUAGGGAAAAUCAAGAACUUUAAAAUCAAGAAUUUAUGGAAUAAAAGAGUUGAUUUGAGACAUUUUAUUGUUAUUAAAUAUGGCAGGUUGGAUUAUUAUAGCUUUCUUUGUGGUGUUUUACAUCUUUCCUUUCCAGUUAUGUAAACAAAUUCUAAAUAAUGAAUUUCAUCAGCAAUGUACAUUUUAUUUUGCUCUGUGUAUACCAGAUGUAGUAUAAUCACUCCAGAAUCAAUCCUUGUUAUUCAAGCAAUGAUGCAAGACUAUUCUAUAAAGAUAUAUGUAACAUUUUCAGGCCUCUUUUUUUUUUUUUUUUUUUUUUUUUUUUGUUGUUGUUGUUAGGCAGCUUUGUUAUUGUAUAUAUGACACAAGAAGCAAAUUUUUUUCUUUAAAUAAUUAUAUGUAGGAAAUUUGUGCAAUUCUUUCCCAUGUUUUAUGGAUCAAAUGAAUAUGUUCUGUUCAAAUUGUGUAUGGCAUGUUUUGUUAAUAUUUGGUUGUAUAAUAUUGUAAAUAUUGAUUUUUCUGAAUUUCUGUGUAAUUUAAUUUUAUCGAUCUUCAGAAUAUAUGUACUCAUUUUUUAAGUCAGAGAUAAUAAAAAUUUGUAUGUUUAAUUUUUUAAAGUGUUUAAAAGUUUCCUUUUUCAUCUUCUCCCUUUCCCGAUAUAUAUUUACAUGCUUGCAAGAUUUAAUGCCACAGCUAGUGGAAUUUAACAUUUAAAUAUAUUCUUACAUUAGAAACUUUGCUUAUUACGUGUGUGUUAAAAAUUCGUAUAUCGUAUCUUAACUUAUUCUGUAUUAAAUAAAUCUUAUCUUUUGGUAAUAUGUGUGGAAUAAUCAUUUUAAUAAUAGUGGAUAUCCGAGUUCGAUAUGUUUAUAAUGUGAUUCAGUGUAAUGUAGAAUAAGUUAUAAAGGAAGAAGAUUCAUACUUCUAGGUUAAAAAAUAUUUAUUUGUAGGUUGUACAUGCAAAUUAUCAUGAAUGAAUUUUAAUGGGAAUGUAUAUAAUAUGCAUUGAAAUCUGCAAGCAUGUAAACUGGCUUUAAUAAAUUAUUAAAGUUUUUAAUUGUCAGUAUAUUUGUAUUAAAAUAUUAAGGAACUUUAAUUUCAGAUUAUGUUUCCCAUCUUUUAACUAAACAUAAUAUAUUAAUGUAAACUUGUAAUUUCUCACACUUUAAAUUUAUUUUAUAUUUUGAUAUAGUUAUUCAAAUAUGUUAGAAUAUUUGGUCAUUUGUGUUAGAUAUUUGUUUUAUUUUCUUCAGUGUUUGAAGCACUGAGCAAAUAAUUUGCAGUUUAUUAGAAUUUAAUGAUGGUAUUUUUUAGAUUUGUGAAAAAUAGUUUUGACAGUUUUUAUAUUGUAAUAUAAAACUAGAAGCGGAAAAAAACUAGAAAAUAGUUAUAAUAAUAUGUGAAUUUUUGCUGUUUAUUUAAUUUUUCCUCGAACACAUGGUAGUUUUCUGGAUUUUUGGGAAGAAUAAUUUUGCAAAUAUUUUUAUGCAAUCUUUUUUAAAGCUUUACAUUUAUGCAUUUGACUUUAAUAAGAACAUAUAACAGAAAGAUUACUUUAUUUUGCCUUUCAUCCUUUUUGUUUCAUAAUCUUAAUAUUUCUUUCUAUUUUAUACAUUUUAAUGUAAAAAAUAUUUUUACUUGUUUUUCACAGCAUAUUUCUAAGCAAGAACUUGGUUAGAAAAUGCAAGAGUAGUAGCAUGCAAAAUAUAAAAUUUUUAUUCAAAUGCUUAAAAUAUAAGUAUUUUAUGUACAAAGUACCUUGUGUAAAAUUAGGCUAAAAUGAACUUUAGAUUGACGUUGUUUUUAUAGAGAAAAUCUAUCACUUUCAAGGGGAGGACACAGGUUCCUUUUUCUUCAAAAGAGCCAAACUAUUCUACACUAUAGGCCUGAAAUGCAUCAUUUUAAUAGGUGAAAUAAAAGAAUAAAGAGAAAAAACCGCUUCUUGAAGGAAAGUUAAGCCGAUUAUUGUCUCCCUCGAAAUCAACAGCUUUUCUAAAAAACAGUGUCGGUCUAAACUGAGUUUUUGUCAAAUUUUAUAUUUGAUAUUGGCAUGCUUCUUUUCUGUAGAAAUUCCUUGCAUUUAAACUUGACGUAAAUGAUGCUUAAGUUCAUUUAUUGAUAGCUUAAAAUAUUAUAAUUAAAUUUGUGUCAGUUUUAUGUGAAUGUAUUUAGCUAAAUUUCAUAUAGUAUUUAUUAUAUUGUCAAUAUAAAACUGAACAUUUCAUACAUAUAAUGUGGUUUCAUCUAGUUUUGAAUAGUAAAAACAUAUCUGCUAUUUGAAAUGGGAAAACAUCUUUUAAAUUAGAAGAAUGCUGUACACAGUGUUAAUUAAUUUCAUAUAACAGGAAUGUUUAUAUAUAAGUUUUCAUAACAGGAAUGCAGCAAUAUGUUUAAUAUCAUUCAGAGAAUAACUUUUUGAAUACCUUUGGUAGAUUAUUAGUUUCUAUUUAAUAAGAGUUGUUAAAUUUUUUAAUUAUUUUUUCCUUCCAUAGAUUAGGUUAAGGAAGUAGUACAAGAAAAACUUAAAUUAUUAAACAUGGUUAUGGGUUUUUAAUAUCUGUAGAGGAAUUUAUGCUCAAUACUUGAAUCAUCUUUUUGAAAUCCAUAAUUCAAAAUUUCAACAUUUUUAAGUACUCUUAGAAAAUGCAAGAAGUUCUUAUAAUGCUGAAAAUAUGUAUCGUGUAAAGUUUUUGUGGCACUAGGAAAUGAAUGAAGUUAUUCCAUUCAGUAACUAUCAUUUUAAUUACUGUCCUACUUUUUUAUGCUUCAUAAUUUUUCAAAAUUGAUCAAAUAACAUUUUUAAAAUAAUUUCAAAUUUCUCUCAAUCUUAUGUGAUUAAAAGUGGAAGAAUUUAUAUUUUUCACGUGAUGUAUAAAGUUUGUGAAAAAUUAUGUACAUUUGUAAAUUUAUAGAGGAGGUUUAUUGACAGAGUAAUUAUUCAUGAAUAAUCCUGUUAAAAUGUCAUUUGAGAAUUGCUCAAAGCUUGAAUUUUACGUGUAGUUGUAAGCUUUUUUUUUUUCUCUUUUUUUUUUUCUUUUUUUUUUUAAGCCUUUUCUAUUUUUAAAAAUCUAUACUUGGCGGUUUUGGCGAUUAUUAGGUUUUUCAUUGUUUCUAACUACGUACUUACGUGCUCCAAGGUUGUGUGAUGAAAGAAUUUGUUUAAACUUGUAAAAUUGAAAAUUAUAUAAGUUUAUGCAUGCUUCUGAUAAUAUGAUACAUAAUGCAUGAAUGAAUAAAUUAAUUAUUCAUACAUAUAUAUGCAUAUUAUAUUCAUAUAUAUGCAAAUUAAUUAAAAAAAUUGUUGCUUAAUGUUUUAAUGAUAUCCAAAAUGUUUGGCUUUAGUAUUAUUUUCUUUAAGAUUUACAUGAAGUAUCUUGAUCAGGAGCAGAUGUGGGUUUGAAAACAAAAAUAAAUAAAAAGUUUAUCUGCAAAAAAAAGUGUGCAUCGUAAAGAAAUCAAAUCAUGAAUUUAUAGUCUUUAAAUUGGUAUGUUAAGGAUAUGAUUCCUAAAAAUAUCUUGAGCAAAAUAUCAUCAAAGCAUUUAAUUAUCAUUUAUAUUGUAAAUAAUAAUAGAACUCACUAGCUGCAAAAUUAGGUGGGGCUUUUAAGUUGCAAUACUUUGUAUUAAAUUCAAUUUUGAAGGAAAAAAAAUUGUAAGUUGUUUACAUUUAAGUCUCUUUAUAUGCAGACAGUUGUAGGUUUCGUAUGAUACAUUAAGUGAAUCAUUAUGGAAAAUUAAAAAUCAAAAUUCUAAUAUAACAAAGAGUAAAAGCAUAUUUUGAUAAGUUUUUAGUCAUUUUUCAGAUAAUAAAUGAAAAGUUAAUUAAUAAUUUGGCAUCAUAGGAAAUUAUUCUUUCUUAACUUAUUUUUUAUUAAUGUAUUAUCACAUCAUCCUCAGGCAUAGAAAAUGAGGGUAAAAAAAAAAGGUACAUUUCACUUUUUGUUUGACAUAUGCAAAAAAUUAUUUCUCAUUGAAAGAACAUGAGAUUUACAUGAACAUGUGCAAAUUUAUCUAGAAUGACCUUUAUACCAUUAGUUGAAAACCUAAAGAGAGGGACAUUUUUUCCCUAUAAUUUUCUGACAUAAAAAUAGUAAUUUCCACUGAUUGUAAAAAUCAGAAAUAUAUUCUGUGACCUAAAGAAUGCAUCUUCAGUAACAGUUUUAAUUUGACAAGUUUUUCUGCGGUUAUAUUUUCGGUAAUUUUAUACUGUUAAUAAUAAGAUAAUUAUGAAUAUACCAUAAUUACUUGCAUUUUGUAUAUUUUAUGAUAAACAACAUAUGUCUUUCAUAAAAAUUCUUUUGAGUGAAAAGCAGAAAAAUAUUCAAAAUGCCUGUUUUGAGAAAUCUUUAUUAGCCUUUGAGUGUUUCUGAGGAAGACGAGUUGAAUCAAACCAUUAUCUUGGAAAUACGUUUCUAGUUGAAAAAUUUUUUAUUUUUCUAUUCAACUAUUGUAAUUUUUUUUUUCAAGUCAAUGUAAAAAUAUGUUAUGGAAAGUCAACAAUUGUAGUUAAUAUUUGUAUUUAAUUUUAUAUCAUAAUAGGUAGAUUGCUAAGCUUAUCCACACAAUACUUUUAUUACAUUAAUGGAUAUUAAUUUUAUUUUCAUCAUAUUAAAAACUGAUAAAUAAAUUACUUUUCUUCCAUACUCAGGUUUUUUCUCAGUAUAAAUAUUUAUAGAUAUUUAAAUUUUUAAUAAUUUUAUGUUAUAUUUUUAGCAUAAUUUACAAAAUGGAAUUAGCUGAAGAACAUUUAAUGAAAUAUUAAUGUAUUUUAGAUAAGAAUCACAUUAUAAAUAGUUCAGUAACUUGAAUAAUACAUUAUAAAGCAAAUUUAAAUCAAUUUGAAGUUCUUCUGAAGUGACUUCACCAUGCAACAUGAAAAUUUCCUGAAAACUCUUAUUUUUCACAUAAAAACAUUUCACUUUUUCAUAUGAAUUCUGCUUAUAAAAGUGAAUAUUCUUUCUUUUCAUUUAUAUUUAUAUAAAAGUAUAGACUAUAAUUAUGUUAAUGUUAAAAAGCAAAAAUUAAUUUGUAUAUUCUAAAUUUAUCAAUAAUAUAAUUUUGAUUUAUUUUAAUAUUGGGGAUUUUCUAGAAUCAUACAGAAAAGUUACAUAAAUUAUUAUUAAGUGUUCAUAAUUUUCACAAAGAUGUUAAAGUAACAUGUAACCAUAAAACGGAUACAUUUCAGAAGAGGUGUAAUCGUACAGAAAGAAUUUUCACACACAUACACACACCAGAAAAUAAAUAAAUGAAGUGAAAUUAAAGUCAAAUGAUGCAGUUUUUCUAAAUUGAAAAUUGAAUCAAACUAUUUAAUGUAUCAUAUUAAAAAGUGAGUUCAUAUCGGAGUUAAAAUCAUGAUGAAUGCUAAAUUGAAAGACUUCAUUCAUUUCAAUGGAAGUUUAAAUCAUAGUUUUGAAGAAAACAAUGAAAGGAUACUUCAGAAUUGUCUGCCAUAAUUAUUGUCUACAAUAUAAAUCUAUGUUAACCUAAUAAUAUAUAAAAUAUUUUUACUUAGCUAUUUUUAAAUACUAAUAGAUCUGUGAAGAAAAUUUUAAAUAUUUAUUUAUUGUCUUUUUAGCAGUUAUAGUAUUUAAUAUUUCUUAUGAUUUGAAAAACUUCUUAGUUACAAGUUGUAAAAUAUUUUUGAAGAAGUUAUUUUGUAAUUUUAAAAAGAGAUGUUAUACCAUGUAUAGAUGUAUAAUGAUGUAAAUUUUGUAUAAAUGUGGAAGUGUAUGAUGAAUUUAACAGUAAUACCUGGUAAGAAUUGAAUAUGCAUUUUUGAUAAUUAAAUGUAUAUUGUGAAAAGUCAUGUGAACUUGAAAAGUUUUACAUAUAAUAAACAAAGCAUGUAUAUGUAUAAUUUUAUUUUUUGGAAUGAACAGGCAGCUUUUUUUUUCCACUAUGCUAUAACUUUUUUAAAAACUAUACAUUAAUUAUUCAUAAUGCUGUGUGCAAAAUCUGUGUUAAAUUUCAUUGCAUACUAGUCAUUAAAAUAAAUGAUAUGGCCAAAAGCAGCAUACUUAGUAGCACUGUUUUGCUAUAACCAAAUUUUCUGAUUGUCUAGUUUUUCAUUUAUUUUUCCUGUAUUUUAAUUAUUUAAAGAUUUAAAAUCAAGAGUUGCUUUUGGCUGACAAAUGUAUCAUUUUCUCUUUUCAUAUUUAUAAUACUUAUCUAUUUUAAUAUGCAUGUUGAUUUUCAGAUUUUUUAAUAAAGUUUUUAGGCAGUGACUAAAUUUGUGUAAUAUAAAUAUAUUUUCUGUUUUUGAUAAAUAAUUGUUAUAACAAUUAUUCACAGCAAUAAGAUAAAAGCACAUACUUUUAUAUAUAGAAUGAUAUAAGAUAUGUUUUAUAUUGUCAUUUAUUUUCUUUUUAAAAUUACAUAGGUUAAUAUUGCGCUGAUACUGUUUAUGCUUUUUAAAUUAUAAAAUCUUCUUUGAAGGUAAUGUAUUAUAAAAUAAGUAGUUUCAAAUUCCUUUUUAAGGCAAUAUAAUAGUUAAUAAAUUUUAAACUCUUUGAAGUACAAGGAAUUUAAUUGCUUAUUUAUUCUUUAAAUAUUCAAGUAAUUGUUCCAUAAAGUUUAUAUCUGUAUAAACUUUUAAUUAUUUAAAAUAGUUCUGUAAUUAAAAGUUUUUUCAGCAUAAGAAUGAUUUUGCAUAACAGUAUUCUAUGAGCAGAAACUGAAUUAAUGUUUAAAAAAAUGAUUUAAACAGUUUUAGAGAAAAUAAUUAAAUGUUCAUUUUAUUGUUUAAAACUGUUGAUGGUUUUGAAGAAUUCAUAAAUUUUUAGCGCUUUAUGUCCUAAUCAAUUUGUAACUUUUCGGGGCCACAUUCUAAUAAUCUUGCUAGGCUAUAUUAUGCACUGCAUGUAUAACUUUGGGUUCUUCAAAUCAGAUAAUUUUUCAGAUUUGAAAGAUGUUUUGCAGUAUCCAUUUUAUUUUCUAUCUUCAAAUAAAUAAAAGUGAAAAAAGGCAAACAAAUAAUUUGUAUAUUUUUUAAACAGAAUUUUCAAUGAAAUGAGUACAAUUAGAGGGACUCUCUGGCUUAUUAUUGUAAACGAUUUUAAAUUUAAAGUGUGGAAGAUUUUAAUAUUUUGAAUAAAGGCAACUUUCUGUGUGUUUUGAAAUGAUAAAAUCUGGACAUAAUUUUUAUAUUAUCAGUAUUUACUACAAUUUUCAUGUUUGAAGAUGUAAGGUAUAUCAAAAAUCUUUAUUACUGUCAUUUUUUAAAUAAUUUUUCUUCAUGUUUCUCAAGUUUGUAAUGUUAUUUAUAAUUCAUAAAACAAUAUCAAGUAAUUUCUUUCCUGUCUGACAUUUAUGUAAUCUUACUUUACAUCUUAAGUAACUUAUUCCUCAUGUGUCCCUCCCUUUUUUUGUUAAAUGUUACUUAUGAAAGAAGGGAGGGAUAUUGAUAGAGUGUGUUUGAAUUGCACAUUUUUCAUAUUCAUCAUAUUUAUCCUUUUUUUGUAUUUCCUGGGUUAUUUUUUUAUAUUUUCAUUAUAAUGCGGUGUAUUAAUCAUACUUUCACAUAAAAUUUAAUUUUUAACAGAUAACAAGCAGUAGAAAGCAAUGUCUACUACAAGCUUCAUUUUAAGAAUAAAAGAUUGUAAUUUUAAUGAAAUAAUUUGCAGUAAUUUAGGCAGUUCAUUAUUCAUUACUCAUGAAUUUAUGCAUGGGACCACUUUCUUCUUAAAUAUUUUGCAGUUUUUAACAGUUCAAGCAUAUUAUUUCAUUCCAUUUUAUCUUUGGUUUUGCAGAAAUAUAUAUUUUUAUUGAUUCUAGGUUUUUUUGCCAUUUUAGUUUUUGAUGUGUAUUCUUACGUUUUAUUUUUAGAAAAAAGAAAUCAGGACAAAAUGAAACUUUUAUAAAUUGUUUUAAAAAAAAAAGCUUAUGUCGGCAUUUUUUUUUUUGGUUAUAAAUAGUAAUGUGUCUCCCCCCUUUAUAUCUGUGUGCUGUUUUAUUUUCUCUUAUGCUUUUUAAUAUAAAAACAUAACUUUAAACAUAUGAAAAUAGUCAUAUAUUAUAAUGCCAUAUUAUUUCCUAUAGUUUAAAGUAAAAGCAUAAUAUGAAAAUUAUCGUAGAUUUCUUUGUUAGUAGCAAUAAAAUGUGUAAGAUAAUGAUAUUUUAUGUAAGAAGAUGCUAAAGUAGUGAAACACAAAUUUAAUAUUGUUAAUGGCUUUUGUAAUAUGAUCUAUGAAGAGAUAUCUUAAGAAAGCAAUGAAAAGAAAAUUCUAACAAAAGGGCAAUUUUUCCUCAGAUAGUUGUUUUUGAAUUAGUAAGCUUUAAAAAAAAAAAAGAGCUCUUACGUUUAAGAAGUAAAAUAUAAAUUUUAAUACUCCUUCCAUUAAAUUAAUAAAGUAAAAUUUUGCCUGGCAAGUACUUACUGUUCUUCAUGCUUCUUUCUCUAAUCACAUAUUGACAAACCUUUCUAAAUGAAUUUUGAUAUACUGUUAAUUUACACUGUAAUUCAUGAACAAAUGCUUAAAAAGAGAAUAAAUAGUGUAUAUUCACAGUUUGAAUAGUGGAAGAACUAUUACGUUUUGACCAAAAAUGUAAGAAGUAUCUCCGUUUCUGAAAUUAAUAUAUCUGUUUUGUAACCUAUGCUCUAUGAAUUAUUUUAUGCAGUUUUUCCUCAUAACCAUGGCAAAAACAAUUACUUGUACUCUUAUGGAAUAUAUAGUGUAUAUAUACAUCAUGAAAAAUAAACUUAGCAACUAAAUUCUUGAUAAAUUGAUCUUUAAUAUUUCUGAUUCAUUUCAUGUUUUAUUAUUUUUGGGAAGCUGUAGAAAUGUUUAGAGCAAUAUAACAUAGUCUGGGCUUUUUUUAACGCCAAAGUUGUACAUAAAAAUGUAAUCUAAUUGUAUAAUAAACUUUCUCUUUGUAAUUAUAUGAAAACAUAUUUGUAAUAAAUCAACUGUCAGAAUUUCUGAGCGUUGACUCUAUUGUAACAUAUUUUUAAAUAACCUAUGAAUAGAUUUCUGGAAGAAGAAUGUAAUGUAUUUUUCCUCCAGAUUUUCUUUCUCCAUUUAUUUCAUAUUAAAAAAUCAGCCCUUAUUAAAUCUAUCUUUUAUGCAUUCAUGAAGUUAGGGCGCUCAUAAGUAAAUGCUGGCAUGAAAUUUAAUUCAACGAAAUAAAGUAUUUUCAUGCAUUUUUUUUUUUUUUUUCCUUUUCUUCCCCCGCCCUCCCCUAAAUUUUUCGCUCAAUAUGCAAUUUUUAUAGAAAUAAAAUUAUAGAAUAUGUAAUUUUUUGUAUAUAUCCUUUAAAAGUUUUUAAAUGUGCCAUUUAUAAUUUGGUUCCUAACUUGUUAUGAUGCUGAUCUGUUUUCUUUGGGUUAAGUUGCAUCGUUAAAGAUUUUUUUGCAGCUGUUUUAUAGUGUAGUUUAUUUAUUACUAUAAUAAGAUAAUACUGAAUGCAUAAGUAAAGUUUUCAUUAGAAAAAAUUGAACUUUGUAGUAUAUAAUAUAAUAUAAUAGAUUUUUUUAAAGUCUUUUACUGUGUACAUGAUUGAAAUAUAUUGACAAUAAAUGCAUUUCGUGUUAUCUUUUUUUAGUGUUGUCUUUUAUAUCCCAAGCAAGCUGUAUUAAGUGCAUAAGGUUAACAUAAAUAUAUAUAUAUAUAUGAUUAAGUUUCAUGCUGCUAAAUAAUUACUUUUUAUAUUAUGGAUAUGUUUGCUGUAUAAAUUGAUGAGAAAGAGAAAUCAUUUGUUGUUACUACAUUUUCUGUUACUGCUUUUGGAACCUAGUUUUCAUGUAUGACGUAAGACUCUUUUGCUUAAGACAAGAAAAAUAUAUGACACAGAAAUUCUGGACAACCAAAUAUUUCGUGCAGCCCUGUCCCUGGGUUUGAAACAUUUACAUCUGCCAUCCUGCAAAAGGAAAAAACUGAGAUUUGGGAAUUGGGAAAAUUUUUCAACCAGUCAAGAUUUUAAAAAAUUCCAUUUUGUUAACUUUUACAGAAAUGUUAAUAACACAGUUUUUUCAAACUGUUCAAGGACUUGAAAAUAAUUAGAAGGAUUUUUUUAAUUAAAUUUUUCGUAUCAUAUUUUCUGUAAACAAAAACAUAAUUUAAAUUUUUAUAAAAUGUGUGUAUGUUACUCAACCAAAAGAAAGCUCUAAUUAUUUGGAUAUCAUUUAUUUUAAUUUAAAUAUUUAUAAAAUUUGCAUAUGCUGCUCAAGCAAAUAAAGCUCUUAUUAUUUUGAUAGCAUUUAUUUUAUUUUUGUGUUAAUGAUUUCUCUUCCUCUGUUUUGCUCCAUACAAUAUUGUAAUGUUUUUCCAAAUUACUAAUUUUCUUAAUCUGCAUCCAUAUGUAUAUAAUUGUUAUAGUAACUGCUUCUCUUUUUCUCUCAUAUAUGUAUACACUAAUUUAAUUUUUUUUUGAUGUUCUAUGUAUAACUAUUGCCAUGAAAAGAAUCAAAAGUAUAUUUCUUUAAAUAUGGUAUUGAAUUGCCAAAUGAAAUGCUUGCACAGCAAGGAAAUGUGCUGUUCUAUUUUUGGUGUCUGAGAACUGUGUGGAGUUUCAUAUGAAGAGUAAUAUUUAGUCAGCUGUACUUCUUACUGAUCUAAAAAUUGUUUGUAAAUAAUACUUAUGUAGGAAAAAAGUGUGAUUUUCAUGAAAAUGUGGCAAAUAAAUGCUGCUAUGAAUUU